Molecule: messenger RNA, 26267 nt
Organism: Amoebophrya sp. A120
Lineage: Eukaryota; Dinophyceae; Syndiniales; Amoebophryaceae
Source: the annotation of a GenBank genome assembly
AACCAAAGCGUCUAUUUCUAAUUUGUGCACUGGUUUAGAAGUUCGCAGAACAUCACCUUCAGCAUCUCCUACGUGAUAUUUCAAAACCAAAAAAGUUAUUUUUUUCGACAGAACUAGAAGUACGCCUAUCCUAUAAAUAUAGCAUUGCAGCAGAAGUAUUUUUUGCAUUUCUAGAAGCAACACAAUCACAAAUCAUAGCAAGACGAUUUUUUUCUUUCAAAAUCAAUCUUCUCAAACAAAUUUCAAACCCAAAAAAAAAUUAGGCAGAGAGUAGAGCGGUGUUUUUUUCCCCUGGGCGGGAAAGCUGCGCCACACUUGAGGUAAUAUAAGCUCAAAUCCACGAUAAGGAAUCGAGAUCGACUUGUCAAAUAAAGGAUUUUUCUUCGUUGAUCAUUGAUACAUAGUCGUUAGCAUCAUGCCGGACGAGGAGAAGAAGCCGGCGGCGGACGCCUUCAAGCCCGAUGCUUGGGUGCACGACAAGGUGUACAACAUCUUCGGCUUUCCGAAGGCCAAGAAGGACAAGGCAAUGCAGACCAUCGAUGAUGACACGAAAACCGAGGUCAAGUCGUUCUGUGACAAGGAGGAGGUCAACUUCCUGGUCUUUUCCUCCGCAGCGGAGGGCGUCUGGAUAUGCAAUGCAAAAGCAUCGUACUAGUAGUAUAAAUUGCAUUACAAAUUUCCUCAGCAUGACAAACGCAAUUUGCAAUGCUGUUUUACCUUAGGAAGAAGAUUCGUCAUGCAUAUGUGCAAUUAGUACGAGUGCGGUACUUUUGCACAGGAUACUGGACGGCCACCAGCGACCUGCCGGACAUCACCAAGCUGAAAAAGAAAAUCCUCUUCGUGCACAAGGUGUUUGCUUUAAUUGUUUUUUGACGAGCUGAUGUUUUUGAGUUUCGGAAUCGGAAAAAAGUCUACAUAUUAUGUCGCUCUUUUUUCUUCGACGCGCUUGUUCCUCUGCAUUCAUGAUUUCUGAUCGUUCUUCGUUCGCAUGGUAAUAUCCAGUAUGAAUAAAUAAAAUCUCUAUCUCUACAUCAGUGCGGGUCCGGCAAGAUAACGAAGGAGAACCUGUACGACCGGGUUUUGUUUAUGGAGGCCACGAAGGACUUGAUGUCUAUGUUGAACAACUACUGCCACCACAUUUACCUGUCCACGCUGUCCAACCCGGCGAACCAGACCGGCUGGAGCGACCUGAUCAGCAAGGACCUGAUGGACAAGUACCACGUCUUUCUGGCCAACCUCCACGUCACCUGCGGGCUGAUGAUGGGCAAAACCCUCCUCCCCCUGCCGCCGAAGGAGGCGACCAGCGAGCGGGCGUCCUCCACCAACAAGGACCGGGUGCACAUCCUGGAGUCCGCCGUGAUUACCUGGACAAAGCAAAUUUCCCACGUGUUGAAACAGGACCCCGAGGCGCUGCUGAAGCAGGGCAACCCGGGCCCGAUGGUGGAGCUGGAGUUCUGGAGAAAUAAAGCGACCAACCUGAACGUGAUCCACGCACAGCUGCAGUCCGAGCAGCUGAAGAAGGUGUUGAAAUUUCUGGAACAGAACAAGUCCACCUACACGCAACCCUUCUAUCCCACAGAAAAAAGCUGGCAGGGCAUAUUUGUAAUGCAAAAAUAAAGACACAGAAAAAUCUGUCAUGGGCGGCCUCAUAGCAUGCUAUUUAGGAUAUGCAAUACAAAUUUUUUUUGUCUAUUUAUUUUUGCAUAUACAAAUAUGACCCGCCAGCUUUUUUCUGUGUGAUACCUGCUCCCGACUGCAGAAGGAGGUCGAGCAGGCGCGGGACGAGGCGAUCGACAACGAUCACUUUUUGAAGACGCUGGUUCCCUUCUUCGACGUUUUGACCAACGAUGGGGCGGACUACGAGAAGCUCCCGAACUGCUUCGACGGGCUGCUGCACACCAUUCUGCUGAUCUGGAAGUACAGCAAGUACUACAACACCCCGGGGAGACUGGUCGUGUUGAUCCGCGAAGUGUGCAAUGUGAUCAUCAACCAGUCACUGAAGUACAUCAACGGGCCGCAAAUCUUCACGUUGAUCCAGAACGAGGAGGCGAAGGAAGCGGUGGACAAAUUGGAAAGGACCCUCGCGAUUUGCACGGAGUUUAAGGACCGGUACGCCAUGUACAAGGACAUCGCGGAGCAGCAGCCGAACGGCGGGUGGAAGAUCCAGUCCAACGCCUUGUUCGUGCGGUUGGACGCGUUCCGCGAGCGGUGCCGCGACAUUUUGGACUUCACCAAGACGAUCGUGCAGUUCAUCAAGUUGGAGCGGAUCGACAUCGGCGGCACGAAGGGAAAGUUGCUCACCCAGGCGAUUUAUCAAAUGUAAAAAUGUCUGGGUCUGGAAAAUGCAACUUGUCAUGCUAAAUCUGAAGCAUGCAAAAAUCUGUGUUGCAUGAUUACCGAAAGUCGUCCAGUUUUGACCAAGUCGGGAGGGAGUUGCUCAUGCAGGAUAGGCAUGAGAGAGAUCGCGCAAAAUCUGUGAUGCUAGGUCCUGCAUUCCAGACCUCAUGGGUCAUGGAAAAGCUGCAUGACAAGUCGCGCAUUCUUCCAGACCCAGACACUUUUGCAUUUGAUACGAUUGUGAACAUCUACGAGGAGUUCCAGCGCGCGGUCGCCACCUUUCUAUGGGAGUGUCAGGAUCGAAAUCUGCAAAAUCGCAAAAUUUGUAAUGCAUAAAAUGUAGGGCACAUAUGGCCUGUAUUGGGGAGCAGGCAAAUGAGACCGAUUACAAGCCUGUUUAGGGAAGACGAUGCGCUGCCGGAGUAGCAUGACAGGAGCAGUCUUCUUUGCCAAAACAGCAUGACGGGCUGGAUUUUGUUGCUCCCAAAAUUUGUCAUGCACUACUUGGAAACUAAGGCUCCAACUGGUAUCGAUUUUAUGCAUCACAAAUUAUUUCGAUUUUGUUGAUUUCGAUCCUGGCGCUUGCAUACUUUCAAGCGGUCGAGUACGACAUUAUGGACAUCAACGAGAUGCGGUUCGACGACGAUUUCUUCGCCUUCCGCAUGUCCAUCCGGGAGCUGGACCGGCGAAUGGCCACCGUGCUCGGGCUCGGGUUCGACGACCUGGACUCCGUGGCGGGCCGGGCGAAGCUCUUCGACGGGUUCGAGGGCUUGCUGGAGCGCCCGAUUCUGGAGGACGAGUUGGAAAAGAAGUACACGGUUCUGCUCACCAACGUCCGCGCGGAUUUGAAGGUGUGCAAGACGCUGUUCAGCCAGAACAAAGCGCAGAUCGACCUGGUGUCCGACAUUGCGCCCUUGUUCCUGAACUUCCCACCCGUCGCCGGCGCCAUCUACUGGGUGCGCGCACUGAAGCAGCGCAUCGACAUGCCCAUGAGCAAGCUGCUGGUGUUUAACAAGUUGGUCAGGGAUAUGGAUCUGUCAGGAUUGAAAUCGUCAAAGUUGAAAUAGUUUGCGAUGCAUAAAAUGCAACCCACAAAGUGCCUGUGUUGCAGAGUAGGCAUCGGAGGCAGAUUGUAAGCCUGUUGAGGGGUAGUAAUAGAGCUGGUAAAGUAGCAUGACAAAAGGCAUCUUCCUUACCCAAACAGCAUGGCAAAGUGGAUUUCGGCUCUACCCAAAUUUGUCAUGCGCCACUUGGAACCUGGGUUACAACUUUCAUCCAUUUUAUGCAGCAUUAAUACAAGUUAUUUCAACUUUGUCGAUUUCAAAUCUGACGCUUCCAUAAGGGAAAAACCCGAGGAGUACCGGGAAGUGGAAAAGUUGUACAACCAGUUAUCCGAACUCUUUGACGAGUACGAGGGUAAAAAGUACAAGGAGUGGAAGGCAACGCAGGUCGAACCGACGAAGGAGAAGCUGAAGAUGCGGUUGUUGCGAAGGUUGGAGAAAACCGGUUUGUUGAAGGUGAACUUCGACUAUGCAACACAAAUUUCCCGUACAUGUACAGCAUGCAUCACAAAUUUCACCAAUUUGGAGCGUAAAACUUGUCAUGCUAAACUAGGAUCGAAGCCAAGUUUUGUCAUGCCGACACCGCAUCUGUACGUGUACGGGAAAUUUCCUGUGGAUAUCGACCCGGCUCUGGUCCGGUUGCUCCGGGAAGUGCGAUAUUUCCUGCUGUUCGGCUUAGAGGUCCCGGAAAUAUGAAUUGCAAAAAUUUCUGGGUCUGGAAGGUUGAUGCAACUUGUCAUGGUAAAUCUGAAUCAUGUAAAAAUCUGCGUUGCGCGAUUACCUCGAAAAGCUGUCCACUUUUGAUCAAGUUAGGAUGGAGUUAUUUCUCAUGCAGGAUAGGCAUUGCAUUAACGCAGAAGCACCCGGCGCUAAAUUGAAUCGCAACGCAAUUCAAAUGAAAUUCAAAAGUUCAGCAAUUUCAGUUUUUCGAGUAGUAGAGUGCUAGUUCUAGGUUGGCAUGUAUAAUGCGGCGCAUCAGUAGCCCCAGCCCUUCCAUACUAGAUUCGCAAGCGAUUUUCGUGCUCCUUUCGAGCGUGCUUCUUUUCGAAUACUCCAGUCAUGCCGUUGUGUUGAGUUUUCGCCUUCUAGCUAGAUCGCUUAUUGACACCCUCAUGGCUUUAUUUCUUUGACCAUCGGCAACAAGGCCGGCCUUCCUUCUUUGAUGGUCUUUUAGUUAGGGUUCGUCCUUCCUCUUGCCUACCUAGUUCUGAGCGCGCCUCUUUAUUGUAGUUCUUUACCCUCUCGGCAUUUGUGCAGGAGGACGAGCUUCGGCAUUUGCGCAUCUUGAUAUGGUAGCGGUAUUUGCGCAUUGCUUCGCCACUGUGGGCGAGCAAGAGGCGACCUUGCAGUGAACAGCCCCACAGAGGAAAGACCUCUUCUUCCCUCAUCUGAUAGCGAUACGCAAUAUCUGGGCGGCUAUAUGCCGGCUUCUGACUUUUUUCAUGUCUUGGACAGAUGUUCUUCUCUGCUUGAAAGUCAGUGCGUACCAGUUUCACUGCAAGGAAGACAGACAAACUUCCGCCGCCUGCAGCGGUGAUUCAUUUGCUUUGGAUAUGUCUUAGGAGCGGGUCCUCUACCUGCAGAGGCAGUGCCUUUUCUUGGUAGCACAGCGACAGCGGCGGCCGCUCAGGUUUUCGUCAAUGGAACGCCGGCGCCAUCGAGACGGAGCUGCCAGGAUUUAUUUUCUAAGACUAAAAAUUAUUAAAAAUAAAAAAGAGCGCUUUCGUUCUGGUCCCGGACUUCAAUCAAAAAAAAUCACAGACCCAAAAAAAAUCGGUCAUGUCCUGAUUUCUAAGAUAGGGACCGAAUUCUGACCGAUUUAUGACCGACCUGUGACCUGUUUGGCGGGUCCUUGAUUUCCGCUGAAAUUGCUUGAUUGCCGCUAGAAUUCCUUGAUUGCCGCUAGAAUUCCUUGAUUGCCGCUAGAAAUCCAUGAUUGCCGCUAGAAGUGCUCGAUUGCCGCUAAGAAUGUAGAUGGGGGCGUGAUUUCCUUUCGAAAUCUGGCCCCGCGCAUCCUCAGCUUUUUCCUCGUGGCGCGAUAUUCCUAUACCCCGCCGAGCGGGCGCGUCCUCUGGCUUGGUCUGUCUGGCUUGCUCGCCCCCUCUGUGUUUCUUUUCGCGCGGAGGCCUGCUGGUUGCGCCACUUCUUUCCGAAAACCAGUCUGCCCCGCGUUGCUUUUUUUCUUUGGGGAAAAAAAAAAACGCGCGCGCGCUGCGCGCGCGCGAUCUUUUUGUUGUCUUCUCGUCUGGCCCUGCCGGGAAUCCCGUACCCCCCCCCCGGUGGUCCUGCAAACGAAAGCCAGGUACAUGACACAAGCCCCCCGAUUGGCCUUCGCCCGUUCCGGCUUGCUAGCUAUUUUUUUCCUGCAGUGUGCCGCGCCAUUCCGCAGGGGGCGGGGCGUGUCGGCUCAUGGGGCCGGGCCAUGCUUUAUGGCGGGCCCCGCUCUGUCCGUUCGUGGUGGCGCGCGUGCACCUUUCCUGGUUUUAUUUCCUGCUCUGUUGCCCUGCUUGUCCGUCCCGGCUGGGCAGCUGCAUGGCGGUGUGUGCAGGGCGAUGUGCCCGGCGUAGCUCUGCCGGGCGGAAUUCGUUGUAUAUUUGUUUUCAUUCAUUUCGACUUGAUUUGGAACAUUCAUGCCCCAAUGCCAGAUCGCCCUCGAAAGUUCAAAACUUCAAACUUUUGAAAUUCAUUUGAAUUGUGUGUAGAUAUGAAUUAGCGCACGCCCUCUUUGGAGUUAAGCAUUGCACAGACCUCGCAGUAAAGUCUGUCGUGCUAAGUCCCGCAUUCCAGACCUCAUGGGUCAUGGAAAAUCUGCAUGACAAGUUUACACUUUAGUUUUCCAACCCCAGACACUUUUGCAGUUGAUACGAAACCGCACUGAACAUUUUCUCGCGCGCCGACGUGUACCGCACCUGGUGCGGCCAGCUGGAUAUCGUGGUCGGAAAAUACAACGCAGUUAUGCAAUACAAAUUUUCCGUACAUGUACAACAUGCAUCACAAAUUUCACCAAUUUGGAGCGUAAAACUUGUCAUGCUAAACUAGGAUCGAAACCAAGUUUUGUCAUGCAGAGACCGCAUCUGUACGUGUGCGGGAAAUUUACUGUGGAUAGCAGUGUUAACAGAGCUAUUACCUGUGGAAGAGCCGCUGUUAGAGGACAAGAUCGUCCGCAUGGACAGCGCGCUGAGUCCGGGGUUGACGGACCUCCGGUGGAAGACCGAGGAUAAAAUCUAUCCUACGGAAAAACGUCCCCACACCAUAGUCAACAUGGGAAAUCUGCAACACAAAUCUCCAACUUUUGAGAGUUCUGCAUGACAAGUUUCCAUCUGCAGUGUAGUGCUGGUUGGCAAGGAAAGCCGUAACAAGAGAAAGCCAUUUACUCAUCGUGUUUACAGCAUUACAAAUUCCAAAACACGACUGGAAAUACCUCUCAAGGAAAAGCGCAUUACAAAUGUUCCUGUCAUUGCACGUUUGCAUGACAACUCUGGCGGGGUGGGGACGUUUUUACACAGGACAAGAUCCCCGCUUUGAUCAAAUUUGUCACAGACGUGGUCGGUGAAGUGUCCGUAGCAAAUGCAAAAAUGUCUGGGUCUGGAAGAUUUCUAGAUUUGUCAUGCAUCUUUUCCAUGACCCGUGAUGUCUGUGAUGCAUGCCGUAGCAUCAGAGAUUUUUAGAGCGCUUUGCGAUACCUUUACCGCUUGAGAAACGCCCUCUCCGCGUAGAUAAAACUGGAAUCCCCUUGCUGGUCAACAUGCAAUACAAUUUUUUUCAGAAUCCAGAGACAGCAUUACAAGUUUAGCAUGUUCAGACCCAGACAUUGUUGCAUUUGAUAGUCCGAUGUGGUGGACGCAAUCAAGGGAAAUUUGAAAAAGAUCUCCGCCAUCAUCGAGCAGUGGUGCCAUAUGGAGUUCUCAAAUGUUACAUUCUGAACUGUUACAUGGAUUUCUAAUGCAAGACUGGCAAAAUUGGAAGGAGGAAGAUUGCGCCUUUUGCAUUACAAGUUUGGCGCAGAUUUAGAUGCUUUGUAGCCCUCGCGAAAUUUGUCAUGCGACGCAGCUCGAUCAUCUGCCGGCUUAAGGUGCUUUUGCAUGACAAAUUCAUGUAAGAGUUGAGAAUGUAACGCUUGAGAGCGCCAUAUGCCAGAGUCCGUUGUUGGAACGAAAAGCCAAACCGAUGGCCGUGGACGAGUUCGACCUGGCGCACAAGGCCAACGUCGGCACGCGGUUGCACAUGAUGGGCGAGGCGGGCAAGGAGAUCCACAAGUUCCUGAAGGAUUCCAACGAGGCCCUGAAGGUCGCGAAGUCCUCGAACAUCUGGAAAAACUACGUGGACUUCGUGAACAACAUCAUGAUCGAGGGUUUCGUGUCCGUGAUCGCGGUCUCGCUGCAGUACCUGUGCGAGAUUCUGGACCCGCUGAUCAUCUCAAGACACGACGUACAGCCGCUGUUCGACAUCAAAAUCGAACUCGACCCGGAAAGCGGGGAAAUCGUGUUCGACCCGCCGUUCGCGCCGAAGGAAAAGGACGGCGUCGCGCUCCGCGGGACGAUCAACGGCUGGCUCCGCGACUUCUUCGCCAUGGCGGCGGUGACGAUGCCACGGUUGGACACCGGUACCGGGGAUUACCUGAACGAGAUGAAGGAGCACUUCCAGAUGCAAUGCUUGUUGUCUCUCGUGUUCGAACUGAUCGACAACACGGAGAUGAAGUGCAUCGACUACCGACAGACGUUCAUGCAGCACAGCUUUUUGUGGAAGGAAUCCCUCGAAGAGACCUUCGCCGACUUUUUGCUGGACGGCGCGAAGGACUUGGUCAACCCGGAAGUGGAGGACGGCAUGGAUUUCCACACGCUGAUGGACACGGCCGGCAUCGACAUGGGACCCAAGAUCCCGCCGUUCGAGCGGUUCGACGAGCAGAUCACGCGGUUCAAGCGGUUGAAGGAGGAAAUUGCGGGGACGAAAACCCCGGUGGACAUCCACUGGCUGCGCAUCAACUCGUAUCAAACGGAAAAAUCCCCCCUCCCCAUAUCGAAAUGGAAAUCUGUGAUGCAGGAUUUGAGGUACCAAAUCGACUUGUCAUGCUAGAAGGCCAAGAGCCGCAGUCGUGGUCUCGUUUGCAGGCAAUUUGUCAUGCUGUUUCCCGCUCGCAGCUGCCUCCUAUCAUGCUGAAGAUGCAAGGCUCCCCCACGCCACCCAGCACUACAGUCCGCAUCUUUUCCCGUGUAGCAUGACAAAGCUGAUUUGUGACAACAAAUCUGCAUCACAGAAUUCCGUUUUGAUAUGGGGAGGGGGGAUUUUUCCUUUUGAUAACUCGCAGCCCGUGAAGAUCAUAUGGAAGCGUCAGGUUUGAAAGCGUCAAAGUUGAAAUAGUUUGUCAUGCAUAAAAUGCAACCCUCAAAGUGCCUGUCUUGCAGAGUAGGUAAGUGAGGCAGAUUGUAAGCCUGUUGAGGAGUAGAAACUGAGCUGCUAAAGUAGCAUGACAAAAGGCGUCUUUCUUACCCAAACAGCAUGACAAACCGGAUUCCGGCUCUACCCAAAUUUGUCAUGCGCGACUUGGAAACUGGGUCACAACGUUCAUACAUUUUUUGCAUUACAAGUUAUUUCACCUUUGUCGAUUUCAAACCUGACACAUCCAUAGAUCAACCUGGUGCAGUACGUCGCGAAGUGGGAGGAGAAGUACUCGAUGUACCUGCACAGCUACGUCGAGGAGCGCAUUGUGCAGUUGAUGGGCUUCAUCAACAACGUGCAGAAGGGCUUGACCGAGAUCUCCCCGGCGGACGAUCCGGAAAACUCCGCGCUGUUGUACCAGACCAUGACGCACAUCCGCGACGUGAAGUUCCUGCAGGGACCGUUGAAAACGCUGUUCGAGCCCAUCUAUGAACUGCAAAAGUAUCAUACUCGUAUAAAUGCAUUACAGAUUUGCUCAGCAUGAGAAAUAAAAUUUGUAAUGCUGAUUUGCCUUGACAAAGAAAUUUGUAAUGCAAGACCUGCAUUUAUACGAUACGAGUGCGAUACUUUUGCACAGCAUACCAUCCGCCAGGGCUGCAACCUGCUGCGCAAGCACGGCGUCCCGGUCGCGGAGGAGCACCUGAUCGAGCUCGAGGCGGCGCCGGCCCGGUGGGAGGAGGUGAUUCGGGCCGCGUUCGACGAGCGUGAGAGGAUUUUGCCGCUGCAGAACGUCGAGAUGUUGAAGAUCCGUCACACCAUCGACUCCUUCGGGUCCACCGUCGGCGACUUCCGCGCGCAGUUCCGCGCGGAGUGUCCCUUCGACCACAGCCGGUUCUUGGACCUCCCGAUUCCGGAGGAGCUGCAGGCGCAGAUCGACGAGGCGGCCAACUCGCAGGACGCGCAGAAACUGAUCGACGCGUUCGAGGCGGAGGGCUACGACCGCGCCUACCAGACGCUGGAUGACUACUACGUGAAGACGCACGAGAUCCAGAAGAAGGCCAAGGAGUACAACAAUCUCGAGAUUUUGUUCGACAUCUCGGUGUCCAACUAUCGCAGUCUGAAGGAGUCGCUGGACGAUCUGGGCCUGUUGAAGAACUUGUGGGACACCAUCUCCAUGAUCAAGACCACGUUUAAAGACUGGAACACCACACUGUGGGACAAGAUCAACACCGACGAUCUGAUGCAGCGGGUGAAGGAGUUCCAGAUGCAAAUGAAGGUGAUGCCGAAGGGCAUGCGCACCUGGCCGCUGUACAACUGGCUGAUCGACCAGGUGAAGAACAUGGCGACAGUGCUCCCCCUGAUCAACGACCUGCGGUCCGACACCAUGCGCGACCGCCACUGGACCAUGAUCAUGACGGUCACCGGGAAGCACUUCGAGAAGGGCCCGAACUUCUGCUUUAAAGAUUUGUUGGUGUUGAACCUCCACCACUACGCGGACGAUGUGUCCGAAAUCGUGGACCAAUCUGCAAAGGAAGCGAAGAUCGACAAGAAGCUGAUAUGCAUUGCAAAAAUGUCUGGGUCUGGAAGACUGCAACUUGUCAUGGUAAAUCUGAAGCAUGCAAGAGUCUGUGUUGCAUGAGUGCGAAAAGCUGUCCACUUUUGACCAAGUUGGAACUGAGUUGCUCAUGCAGAAUAGGCAUGGCAGAGACCUCGGAGAGUCUGUCAUGCUAAGUCCUGGAUGGCAGUCCUCAUGGGUCAUGGAAAAUCUGCAUGACAAGUCUACACUCUUCCAGACCCAGACACUUUUGCACCUGAUAGCUGACCAUCAUCCGGAACACGUGGUCGAAGAUGGAGAUGCGGUUCAACAUGUCAAACCCGGACGUGUAUGGAUUGCAAAAAUGUCUGGAUCUGGAUCUGGAAAAUUGGAACUUGUGAUGCUGCAUUUCGAUUCUAAAAUAAUCUGUAUUGCAUGAGCAGCAAAGAGAGUACAAGUUUUGCUACACGGAAAGAGCAUUUGUCAUGCGGUAUAGCUAUAGGCAUCAGGAAGCCGUCACAAAAUCUGUGAUGCUAGGGCAUGCAUCACAGACAUAGGAGCCAUGCAAAAUGUGCAUGACAAACCUUGGUGGAUCCUUCCAGACCCAGACAAUUUUGCAUUUGAUAGCGUGCCGCUGCUGGAGGAAUUAGGUGAGACUGUCGAGAUUCUGGAAGCGCACAGUUUAGAAAUGGUCGGUAUGACCUCGCAGGGCCGGUUCAUCGAGUUCUGUCAGGCGGUGGUGGACGAGUGGUCCGCGAAAUUGAGAACCAUCGACGCGGUCGUCGACAUCUGGCAGAAGGUGCAGCUGAACUGGUCGCGAUUGGAGCUAUGCAAGAAAAAAACUGUGUAAGUGUAAAUUUGUGUUGCAGAAGAUGCAACAGAGUUACACCUGUCAUGCCAGACAGCCAUGAAGUCCUAUUUUCAUGUGUGUUUUCCCUUACAAAUCAUGCAUGACAGGUUUUCUCUGUCAUGUAGAGCAAAUUUGUGAUGCUGUUUCUCAAAGAUGAAAGCUACACUUACACACUUUUUUUCCUGGAUAGGAGCCCAUCUUCAUGCAGUCCGACGAUAUCCGGUCGCAGCUGCCGGAUGAAUCGAAAAGGUUUGAUAUCCUGAGUAAAAACGUACCCACACCAGAGUUGUAAUGCAAAUCUGCAUGCUGAAAAUGUUUCUCAUGCGGAGCUCCAUGAGAAGCAUUUUCUAGUCGUGUUUUGCAAUUUGUCAUGCUCCAAUCAGCAUGGUAUGCUAGAUCUGUGAUGCUGCUGAGCUAGCUGAAACAGCACUAUACUACGAAUCCAAAUUUGUCAUGCAAAACAGCCAAAACUUGUGGAUUUGUCUAGCCGAUUCCCCAUCUUGACUCUGGUGUGGGUACGUUUUUACUCAGGAUAUUUGAGGCGGUGGACGGCAAGUGGAAGGAGCUGAUGCUCGACGCCUCGCAGUCCACCAUGCUGGUCGAAAUCUGCUGCGCCGAGGGCCGGCUGGAUGCGCUGCGCGAGAUCCACGAAACCAUCGAGACGUGUGAGAAGGCACUGAACGACUAUUUAGAGCAGAAGAAAAAAGCGUUCCCGCGGUUCUACUUCGUGGCGAAUCAGUAUGGAUGUGUCAGAGUUGAAAUCGACAAAGUUGAAAUAAUUUGUCAUGCAUAAAAUGGAUGCCAGUUGGAACCCAGUUUCCAAGUGGCGCAUGACAAAUCUUGGCGGCCCUUAAAUCCAGUUUGUCAUGCUGUUUAGGCAAAGAAGAGCGAUUUUAUCAUGCUACUUUAGCAGCUCGAGCUGUAACCCCAAACAGGCUUACAAUCGGCCUCACUUGCCUGCUCUGCAACACACGUACCUCGGGUCAUGCAUUUUAUGCAUUACAAAUUAUGUCAACUUUGACGAUUUCAAACCUGACGCUUCCAUAAUCAGGCGCUUCUGGAUAUCCUCUCCAAUGGUAACCGCCCAUUGAAGGUCGCGGCGUACUUGGGGGACGUGUUCGACGCAACGAAAACGUUGGACUUCUCCAAGUCUCCGGACGACGGGAAGAUCGGUUGUGGUAUGGUCGCGAAGGAUGGUGAGUAUGUGGCGUUCCAUGAAGAUUUCACCCUUGCCGGUGCCGUGGAGACGUACCUCUACAACCUGGAAGGUCAUGUGAGAUUAGUGUUGCGCGACCAGAUGGAGGUUGCCCGCGGCACCGCGGAGAACUGGGAGAUCGACAAUCCCCGAGAAUUCUGGCUGGAACCGUACUGCGCGCAGAUUGCGUAUCAACUGCAAAUAUGUCUGGGUCUGGAAGAGUGCAAGGUUUGUCAUGCAUAUUUCGCAUGACCCAUGAUAGUUUGUGAUGUAUGCCCUAGCAUUACAGGUUUUUAGAACCCUUCCUGAUGCCUAUUCCGCAUGAGAAGCGCCCUCCUCACUAGUAGUCCCAAACUGGGCUCCUCUUGCUGGUCAUGCAAUACAAAUUUUUUUAGAGUCCAAAGUCAGCAUGAGAAGUUGCAAGCUUCCACACCCAGACAUAUUUGCAAUGCAGAUUGCGCUCCUGAUCACCAUGAUGGUGUGGACGGAGGAGACCGGUCGCGCGUUUGAGGAGAUCGAAGCGGGAAGUGAGACCGCGAUGAAGGAUUACAAACGCGUUUGCGACGACCGGAUUGAGAAGUUUAUUAUUCGUGUGCAGACCGACUUGUCUCCCGAACUCCGCGUGAAGAUCAUCACUGUGAUUACCAUCGAUGUGCACGGCCGGGAUGUCGUCGAGGGCUUCGUAAACAAGAAGAUCAUGGACGCCGCGGCCUUCGCGUGGCAGUCGCAGUUGAAGUUCUACAUCGGACCAAAACCGCAGAACCCGCCGACUCUGGUCAGUCUCACUCCGGACGAGCUAAAGACGUGCUUUGUGAAGAUCUGCGAUUGGGUCACCGUCUACCUCUACGAAUACGUUGGAAACUGCGGUCGGUUGGUGAUUACCCCGCUGACGGAUAGGUGCUACAUCACGCUGUCGCAGGCCUUGAACUUGACUCUCGGCGGCGCGCCGGCCGGCCCGGCCGGAACCGGAAAGACCGAAACCACCAAAGAUUUAUGCCGCGCACUGGCUUUGCCGAUCGUGGUGUUCAACUGUUCCGAUCAGAUGUCGUACUUGACGACUGCCAACAUUUUUAUGGGGCUGGCGCAGGUCGGUGCUUGGGGUUGUUUCGACGAGUUUAACCGGAUCUCGAUCGAGGUGUUGUCCGUGGUAUCCACGCAAUACAAAGCUAUUCUCGAUGCGAUUCGUGAGAACGCGAAGACGUUUCUGUUCAUGGACGAGGAGAUCAAGCUGAUCGCGACGAUUGGUGCAUUUAUCACCAUGAACCCGGGUUACGCGGGGCGGACGGAACUACCGGAGAACCUGAAGGCGUUGUUCCGCUCCUGCGCCAUGAUCGUGCCGGACUUGACCUUCAUCUGCGAGAACAUGUUGAUGAGUGAGGGAUUCGUGAUUGCCCGUCCGCUGUCGCGUAAAUUCGUGACUUUGUAUGGUCUGUCCGCGGCACUGCUGUCCAAGCAGAUGCACUACGAUUGGGGUCUGCGUGCGGUCAAAUCGCUGCUGCGUCAGGCGGGGAAGCUCAAGCGGAAGGAACCCGAUGCGGAUGAAAACCCGGUGCUGUGCCGUGCGCUGCGUGACUUCAACACUCCGAAGAUUACGACCAUGGACAUGCCGAUCUUCCUGCGCUUGAUCAAGGAUCUGUUCACCGGCGUGUGGCCGGACCCCUUCGUGGAUGUCGAAUUCACCAAGGUGUGCGCGGGCGUGAUCAAGAAACGCGGUUUGCAAACGGACUCCUCCUUCGUCGUCAAGGUGGUCGGCCUGCUUGAUAUCCUGUUUGUGCGUCACUGCUGCUUCAUUAUUGGUCCCGGUGGCUGCUCCAAGACGGAGGUGUGGAAGUCGUUGAUGGCUUCGGUCAAGGAAAUCGGCCAGGAGGGUUUGUGGGAACAGAUUAACCCGAAGGCGAUUACGCACUCCGAGUUGUACGGCUCCAUGUCGAAGACCAAGGAGUGGAAGGAUGGUGCCAUCGCGGUUGUGAUGCGGAACAUGAGCAAGGAGAUGAACGGGUAUAGCAUUUUUCCAGAUGAUUAUAAAUUUUUUUGAUCAUGAUUUGAACCAAUCAUGCAAAACCAAAACAUGCUUAGGCACGUUCUUUUUCAAGGGCAAACGAUAAUUCUGUUUAUUGCAAAAAUGCUACAGUUAUGAAAUAUAGCAAACCCUUAUCAGGUACAAACCAAUCCAUCUCCACCGCUGGGUCAUCCUUGAUGGCGACAUUGAUGCGGAGUGGAUCGAGUCGAUGAACACGGUGAUGGAUGACAACAAGGUGCUCACGCUGGUCUCCAACGAACGUAUCGCGUUCGCGCCCACCAUGCGAAUGUUGCUCGAGAUCGAGAACAUGAAGCACGCGUCUCCCGCAACCGUUUCCCGCGGUGGUGUGCUGUUCAUCAACGAGACCGAUGUGGGCUGGAAGCCUUUUAUGGAGUCGUGGCGUGAAAACCUAGAUCAGGUUGCGCAGUCGACGUUUUACCUGUUGUUCGCGAAUUACUUCGAGGCGAACAUCGACUCCAUCCGUAAAAUGUUCGCCUUCUCGUGCCCGCUGCUCGACAUGGGCUUCAUCCAGUCCAUCACGUGCAUGAUUGACGCUCUAUUGAACAACAACUCAAAGGAAAACAUGGAAGCUUUGAAGCAGAUGUCUGUCGACGAUCAGAAGCUUGUGUACGAGGCCUACUUCAUCUACGCCAUGAACUGGGCCAUCGGCGCAUCCGUCGCGGAUGACAAAGUGACUAACUAUCGUAAGGCCUGGGGCUCCUUCUACAAGGGCAUCGCCAAAGUAAAGUACCCCGAGGCUGGGAAUCCCGAAGACUACCGGUUCGACACGGUGAACAAGGAGUGGGUGCACUGGGAGAACUUUGUCAAGCCCUAUGAGCCGAUUCCGGGCAUCGAAGUGAUGUACCAGAACAUCGUGGUGUCCGGCGUCGACAUCGAGAAGUACAAGUACGUGCUCGACUUGCACAUCAGCCGGUAUAAACCAGUUUUGUACGUGGGUGUGCCCGGUACGGGGAAGACCACGAUCGUCAAGGACUACUUGACAGAAGUGAAGAUCCGCCGCGACGACAUGAUGUCCUCCACGAUUUGCAACAACAGUUACACAUCUUCGUACGCCUUCCAGUCGAUUUUGGUCGGAUCUUUGGACAAGCGGACGGGCCGAACCUAUGGUCCGCCGAGCAACAAAAAAUGCAUCUUCUUCGUCGAUGACUUGAACAUGCCGGCGAUGGACAAGUACGACACGCAAUCCGGUGCCAUGUUGCUGCUGCAAAUGCUCUCCUACAUGCAGAUCUACGACCGUGAUGAUUUUUCCAUCAAAAAGGACCUGCAGGAUAUUCAGUUCGUGUGCUGCAUGAACCCCAAGGCCGGUUCUUUCAUGAUCAACGACAGGCUCCAAAGGCACUUCACUGUGGUGACGACCUUCCUACCCACCGCGGAGUCCAUCAAGGGCGUUUACGGGCCGAUUGUGGAUAAUCACUUUAAGCAGGGCUUCCCGAAAAACAUUCAAGACCUUGGGCCAGUGCUGGUGCAGGCGACAGUUGAUGUGCUGCAGAACAUUUUGAAUACCCCGUGCUUCUUGCCCUCUGCUGCUAAGUUCCACUACCAGUUCAACUUAAAGGACGCGGCCAACAUCUUUCAGGGAAUCGUAUUCACGAACCCGGCCAUGUUCAAAGAUGGGCCGGCGAAGAUGGCGCGCUGCUGGCUCCACGAAGCAAACCGGGUGUUCGGGGAUCGACUUGUCUCGCACUCCGACGUUGCGGAGUUGCAGGCGAUUCUGGAGAAAGUCCAUGGAAAGCACAUCGCUGCGAUCGUGCCCAAGGACGAAAUGUUCCAAGAGCCGUUGAUCUGGACCACGUUCAUGGCGGUGGCGGGCGGGAAUGAUAAGGUCUACUUGCCGAUCAAGGACAUGGCGGCUCUACGCACGACGUUGGAAGACCAGCUGCGCCAGUACAAUGAGGCCAACGCCGCCAUGAACCUGGUGCUCUUCGAGGACGCCAUGAAGCACAUUUCCCGUAUUUGUCGCAUCAUCGACUUCCCAUGCGGCCACGCGCUUCUCGUUGGUGUCGGUGGUUCAGGUAAGCAGUCGCUCUCGUACCUGUCCUGCUUCAUCAUGCAAAUCACUGUGGUUCGUAUUUUGGUCAAUCAAUCCUACGGGAUGGCGGAGUUGAAGCUCGACCUGCAGGAGUUCUACAAGAAGGCCGCGGUGAAGCCUGGGACGCCGCACGCGUUCCUGAUGACGGAUGGGCAGAUCGCGGACGAGCGAUUUCUCGUUUACUUGAACGACAUGCUUUCCUCCGGUAACAUUCCGGAUCUGUUCACCCGCGAGGAGUACGACGCCCACCUGGGCGCGAUCCGCAACCUCGCGAAGGCCGCCGGCGUACCCGACGACCGCGACGCACUGUUUCAAUACUUCCUAGAUCGGGUCAGGAAGAACCUGCACAUGAUUUUGUGCCAUUCGCCGGUCGGUGACGACUUCCGAAUUCGUGGGCGCAAAUUCCCGGCGUUGAUCUCGUGCAUGGUAGUUGACGAGUUCAUGGCGUGGCCGCGGGACGCAUUGCAGGGUGUCGCUGCCCGGUUCUUAGAACCGAUGAUCGACAGUGGCAACUUUCCCACGGAUGAGAUGAUGUCCGCGGUGUGUGAUAACAUGGCGGAGGUGCACUUGUCGAUUGAUGUGGCGAAUGCGCGCUACCUUGCGCAGGAGCGUCGCUACAAUUACACGACACCCAAGUCUUUUUUGGAGCUCAUUGCGUUCUACAUGGUCAUGUUGAAAGACCGUCAGGCCAAGGUGACGGUCAAUUUCGAGCGGUUGGAGAAAGGUCUGACUAUUAUGGAACAGGUGCAGGAGAAAGUCGAGGGUUUGAAAGAGGAUCUAAAGGUGACCAUGGUGCAAGUCGAGGAAAAUAAAACCGCCACUGAUGCGCUGAUCGCACAGGUCACCGAGGCCACGGAUAAGGCAAACAUCGAGAAGGCCGCAGCGAACGAAGAAGCUGAGAAGACGAACGCUCUGGCCGCGGACGCAGCGGCGGUGAAAGCGCAGGCGGAUGGGGAAUUGUCCGAGGCUAUGCCCGCGAUGGAGGCUGCCAAGGAAGCGGUGAACUGCCUGACCAAGCCGGCCAUCCAGGAGUUGAAGUCGCUCGGUAAGCCGCCGGUCGAGUGUAUCGACGUGUGUGCAGCGUGCGCGUUUUUGCUGAAGAACGAGAAGAAGAAGCUCGACUGGAAGGGCGCGCAGAAGAUGAUGAACAAUCCUGGGGCGUUUUUGGAUGAGAUCUUCGCGUUCGAUGCCAACAACAUUCCGGACGAGGCACUGAAGAAUGUUGAGCCGGUGCUUGCGCAGCCAUUCUUCACCUACGACAUCAUGAAGGGGAAGUCCACCGCCGCGGCUUACUUGACCAACUGGGUGAUCAACAUUGUCGGGUACAAUAAGAUCUACAAGAAGGUGGCGCCGUUGAUGGAGAAGGUCCGCAUCGCAACGGAAACGAAAGAGAAGGCCGAAGCGAGUCUAGCGAUUGUCAUGGCGCGGGUCAAAGAGGUGGAAGAGAAAGUCGCAAGCUUGAACGAAACGUUGAGCAACGCCGUGUCCGAGAAAGAAGCGGUCGAGGCGCAAGCGGCGGCUUGUUUGGAGAAGCUCGGUCUGGCGGAACGCUUGGUGAACGGGUUGGCGGAUGAGUACAAGCGUUGGACCAACACGGUGAAGGACUUGAAGGAGUUAGGCCUUCUGUUGAUCGGCGAUUGUUUACUCGCUUCCGAGUUUGUCGGUUACAUUUCGCCAUUUUCGUCCAAUUUCCGUUUGGACCUGUGGAAGAACCAAUGGAUUCCCGAUAUCGAAGGGCGAAAGAUCCCGAUUUCGAAGGGGGUGGAUCCGUUGAAGGUAUCUACCGCAAUAAAGAUUUGGAAUUCAAAACUGACAGACUAGUUGGACGUUGUCCAUGAGAUGCAGAUGAUCUGUCUUAGUACGCAGUAAAGUUACGGCGCCCUAUGCGCGAGUAAAGGAGAAAUACUUCAUAAAUUUUUUGCAUACGCCGCAAUUUGUCCACACAGGUCUUGACCAAUGAGGCCGAGAUGGCUGGCUGGGCUAACGAGGGGCUCCCCGCCGACCGAGUCUCGCUGGAGAACGCCUCCGUGAUCGUGUCUUGUGCCCGUUGGCCGUUGAUGAUCGAUCCGCAGCUGCAGGGGGUGAAGUGGAUUAAGCAGCGGUUCGGCGAGGACUUGACCACGAUUCAACUGACCCAGAACAACUGGCUGAACAAGGUGGUGUACACGAUUUCUAUGGGUCUCACCCUGCUGAUCGAAGCCGUCGGGUCCGAAAUCGACGCGAUCCUCGAGCCGCUGCUCGGGCGUGCGGUCAUCAAGCGCGGCCGCUCGCAGUUUAUCAUCAAGCUCGGUGGUGAAGAGGUCGAGUACGACCCGAAGUUCAAGCUGUUUUUGCAGUCCAAACUGGCCAACCCGCACUACCGCCCGGAGAUCGCGGCCCAGUGUACCAUCAUCAACUUCAUCGUAACGCCGUCCGGUCUCGAGGACCAGAUUUUGGCUAUUGUCGUCAACAUCGAGAAGCCGGAGCUGGAACAAAAGAAACAGGAACUGGUCAGGAAGCAAAACGAAUUCAAGGUGACCCUGUCCCAAUUGGAGGACGACCUUCUCGCUCAGCUGUCCGCGGCGGAUCCGGCCACGAUUUUGGAAAACAUGCCACUGAUUGAAGGUCUGGAAGUGACGAAAGCCACCUCGGCCGAGAUCAACGAGCAGGUACUUCAGUGUUUUUUUUUUGUGUGGUGGUCAUUCUUUUUGCAUUUACUUAAAAAAAUCGCAAACCUCGCACACUCAUGCAUUGAGAGUCCGUUCCAUAGCAAGUGUAAGUUACAAUCAAACAGCUCUCCUUCCACCUCUUCAAUGAAAUUAUCUCAGGUGAAAAUCGCGGUUGCGACCGAGAUCAAGAUCAAUGAGUCCCGCGAAAUGUACCGUCCGGCCGCGGCCGAGGGCUCCAUGUUGUUCUUUUUGAUCAUCCAACUGUGCUUCGUCGAGCACAUGUACCAGUACAGUCUUGACGCGUUCCGUGGCUUCUUGGAAAAAGCAAUCGACAAAGCGCCACAGGACGAGGAUACUCGGGUCCGUGCGCUGCACUUGAUCGACACCAUCCGCAUGGUCGUGUUCCGGUGGGUGAAUCGAGGGCUCUUCGAGAGGCACAAGCUGAUUUUCUGUGCGUUAUUGACCUUCCAAUUGUUUCAGAAGGGUGCUCUGAAUGAGGAUUACAACGCCACCUACAUGGACUUUUUGCUGAAGGGUCCUGUCAAGCCGGGCAUCGAAAACCCAAUUGCCGAAUGGUUGCCGAACACUGCAUGGUUCGCUGUCAACAAGCUCGUGGACCUGGAGGGAUUCGAUUCUUUUGCGCAGAACAUGGAGAAGGACGCCCCGAAUCGGUUUCGCGAGUGGUGCAACGAGCUCGCGCCAGAAGAUGUGAAGUUACCGCUGGACUGGAAGAAGCUCGAGCAGGUUCCGUUCCAGAAAUUGCUCGUCUUGCGCUGCCUUCGUCCUGACCGGAUGACGAUUGCUUUGACCGAAUGGAUCGUGAACGCUUUGCCGAACGGAAAGGAGUACGUCUUCUGCGACGGGUCCAGCUCCUUUUUCACGGUGUUAUCCAAUUCCUUCGAGGAUUCUACCAACACGGUGCCGAUCUUCUUCAUUCUGUCGCAAGGUGCGGAUCCGGUGAAGGAGGUCGAGGCGAUGGGUCGCAAAAUGAUCGGCUUGCAGCCCAACGUGAAUUACCACAAUGUCGCGAUGGGACAGGGGCAGGACGUGGUCGCCAUGGCGAAGCUGGACAUGGGCCACAAGGAGGGACAUUGGGUUAUGUUGCAGAACGUGCACUUGAUGCCGUCGUGGUGUAAAGUUCUGGAGAAGACCCUCGAUAACAUGGCCAUCGAGGGUUCGCACCCGAACUUCCGCUUGUUCCUCUCCGCCGAUCCGUCGAACGGUAUUCCACCGGGUAUUCUCGAGCGGUCUAUCAAACUGACCAACGAACCACCGCAGGGCCUGCAAGCGAAUCUCCGCCGCGCGUUCGCUUUAUUUACAAAGGAGGACUUCGACGACCGCGACGCGAAGGUCAAGGCGAUUCUGUUCGGUCUGUGCCACUUCCAUGCGAUCAUGUUGGAGCGGAAGAAGUUCGGGCCCAUGGGCUACAACAUGAUGUACCCGUUCUCGAACGGUGACUUGCGCGAUUCCGCUUCUGUCCUGUACAACUACCUCGAGGGCUCCUCUUCCGCGAAAAUCCCGUGGGAUGAUCUCCGAUACAUCUUCGGCGAGAUUAUGUACGGUGGACAUAUCGUCGAUGAUUACGAUCGCCGGCUGUGUGCAACGUAUCUCGCCUACUUCAUGCGCGAUGACAUUCUCGAUGAGCUCCAACUUGUUCCCUACUGCGAUAACAAGCUGGUCUGGUUCACCCCUGCGUCUGGUUCUCCGCACGAGAAAGUGGUGGAACACUUGGAAACCAUGCCAGCAGAAUCCCCGCUCUUCUACGGGAUGCACCCGAACGCCGAGAUCGGAUUCCGCACGACGCAAUGUAAUCUCAUGUUCGACACGCUGCAAAAUCUCCGACCCAAAGAAGCUGCGGGUGAUGGCGACGGCGCCACCGCGUCUCCCAUGCAGAUCGCGGAGCAGCUGUGCAACGAGAUCUUCGAGGAGAUCAAGGAGAUCCGGUUCGCGGUGGAGGACACGAGCAAGGGCAUGAGCGAGGAGGAGAAGGGGCCCUACCAGUUCGUCUUCCUGCAGGAGUGUCAGAACAUGAACAACCUGAUCGGCGAGAUGGUCCGCGGCUUGGGCGAACUGCAGUUGGGUUUCAAGGGUGAGCUGCAGAUGUCCGAACAGAUGGAAGCGCUAGCGGAUUCCCUGUUCAAGGAGAAGAUCGCGCCGCGGUGGCAGAAACUCGGGUUCCCGACCACGCGAAACUUGGCAAACUGGCUGUCCAACUUGAAGGAGCGUUGCGAACAGCUGAACGACUGGAUUGGCGACCCGCUCACGAUUCCGAAGGUACAGAUUGAUUGCUUCAAAUAAGAGUAAUGUUUGAUUGAAGUAGUGAAGAAGCUGAAGGUGAAAUAGGAGUUUGUGAUGCAUAAAGAAACUCCUCGUCGUGUAAUAUGUUUGUAAUUAUUGUAUGACGAUUUGCGCGGAAAAUAUUUGUGAUGCCAAAAGGGUGCAGUGCUGAUACUUCCAUCUCCAUCUUCCGGCCUCACCCACAACAAACAGGUCGUCGACAUUGCGAAGUUCUUCAACCCGAGAUCCUUCCUGACCGCGAUCUAUGCAUUGCAAAAGUAUCGUACUCGUAUGAAUGCAUUAGCAUUACAAAUUUCCUUAGCAUCAGAAAUAAAAUUUGUAAUGCAGAUUUGCCUUGGGGACAAGAUUUGUAAUGCAAGACUUGCAUUUAUACGAGUACGAUACUUUUGCAGUUCAUACGAUCAAGCAGCUGUGCUGUCAGCAGCAGCAGCUGGAGCUGGACAAACUGGACAUGUUAUGCAAUGUAAAUUUCCCGUACAUGUACAAAACGCAUGACAAAUUUUGCUAACUUGCAGAAGUGUCCAACUUGUCAUGCUAGACUAGGACUGAAGGCAAAUUUUGUCAUGCAGAGACAGCAUUUGUACGUGUACAGGAAAUUUACUGUGGAUACACGUUCACGGAAGUCACCAAGCGCGAGAAGGGCCAAGUGGACGCCCACGCGCGCGACGGGUGCUACGUGUGCGGGCUGUUCCUGGAGGGAGCGCUAUGGAUUGCAAAAGUGUCUGGGUCUGGAAGAUUUCUUAGAUUCGUCAUGCAUAUUUUCCAUGAGCCGUGAUGUCUGUAAUAUGCAUGCCGCAGCAUCACAGAUUUUUAGACCGCUUUAUGAUACCUCUACCGCAUGAGAAAUGCAGCCCUAUCCGUCGUGUGGCACAAAGUGCACCCCUCUUGCUGGUCAUGGUGCAAUACAAAUUUUUUUAGAGUCCAAAAGCAGCAUGACAAGUUGCAAUCUUUCAGACCCAGACAUUUUUACAGUUGAUAAGCGAGGUGGGAUACGAACACCAACUCCAUGGAGGAGUCAAAGCCGAAGGAGAUGUUCUGCAAGAUGCCGGUCAUCAUCUGUAAGGCGGGCCUGGCGCUGGACCGCGAGGAAAAGAACGUCUACAUGUGCCCGACCUACUGCACGCCCGGCCGCCGCCCGGAUUUCGUCUUCUUGGCCCAGUUGCGCACCAAGCAGCCGCCGCAGAAGUGGAUCCUGGGCGGGGUCGCGAUGAUUCUGGAUAUCGGUAUCUCGAUGUAGAAGUAGAGAGAGUGAGAGAUCACGAUUUUGCCAGCGGGGAAGGAGAAGAGCAAAAAAAUCUAACAGCAGAUCAUGAAAAAGAUUACUUCCACAAGGUAAAUCACAAGGAGAUGAAGACGACUUUCACUUUUCGUGGUUCCGUCUUUGUCGAAACGUGACAAGCUCUUGUUAAAAGAGACAGGAUUUAGCACAUCAGAACUCAACUGAACAGCGUCAAACUACAAGCCACGGUGCUGCUAAUCCGAUUUUGUUAUGAAGACCUCAAAUUCAUUUCUACUCUGGAAAAAAAAUUUAUAGUGCUUGAGGAGUAAAACUAAAAGGUUUGAGCAGUUGGAAAAAGUUUCAGUAUCUAGAUCGCAGUUGCACACAGCUAUUUAUAGUAAAAAAUCAAAUAUCAGACGCCUUGACAAGCAACUGCUAAUUUUUACUAUCGGUGGAGUUAAAUUUUACACAUAUUUGAGCUUUUAUGUUUGUUUCCAUUCUAUUCUUACAGGUAAAUUAUUUCCGAAUUCUAUUCUUAUAUUCGAGUUACAAUCUAUUACACUCGUGUGUUUGAGCCUGGUUUGCACUACUACGACCCAGUCUCUCUCACACGACCAGCACGGCAAUUAUUCAGAAUCAGACAUCAAUUCAGAACUCCGUCUAUUUCUGUGUAAUUAUUUUUACGCAUGGUCGUGAUCAGCACCUCUCGACUUCAGUGUUGAUGACCUUGCAGUAAAACAAGUGGUACGAAAAAAGUACAGUAAGAAUUGUUAAUGGCUAUCUUUCUACAUAAUUUAUUCUAUGCGGUGAAUCAGACUUGCUUUGUUUUCGAGAACUACACUAUGAAAAUAAUUCUAGCUGCCUUUUCGCCUCCCUAGAAUCGGCAGCACCACUUUUCAAAAUCAGUUUCGCAGUAAUCAACAACAAAUCCUUUCUUCACUGUCAGAAGGCUUUCAACGUGUCGCGACAGCUUGUAGCUUUUGCCUGUCUUGCCCGGCUUGUAGGACUGGUAUUCUAAGCUGCGGCUGAAGAGGUAGUUGGAGCUUUUUCGGCGGGGAUGAAAAUUUCUUUUCUUGCUCGAGUUUCGUUUUGUUAUGAAAAAAAUUAUCUUUGUACAGCUUUCUUUGAUCAUGUCCCUGGUUAGAGUGGGGUAACAAUGAAAUCCUUAUCCGCCCCCGCGGCGGAUAAGCCGGGGGGGGCCCCCCCCCCCGCCUUAUCCGCCGGCGGGCCGUGCCGGCAUUGCCACAACAAAGUGGCCGGGCGCCACCAUCGUGUGGAGGACCCGGAUAUGCCGACAGCACCCGGCAUGUUGUGGGCAGAUUUUGAAACACCACAAAGACUGACGGCAUGACGCCGCCGGUCUUUGUGAUGUUUCUUUGAAAGUAGCAGGCGCAGCAAUUGAAGCCUCCACACUGGCGGGGCUGCUUUGGACUUUCAAAAACUCGCCAGCAGAUAUUGACUCAAUUGCCACGCAAAAAGGGAAAAAGCUUGGGAAAUUCGCCGCGCAAGAAACGGCCCAGCAGAUAGCAAGCAACGGGCACACAAGACCAGGCCCAGAACCUGCCUCACAGAAGUAAACUCCUUCCAUGUGCAGCGCGGGGGCCGCCGAGCUUCCUCGCCUACUUCCUUCGGGCUGUGUACUUACUUGCCAGGCCAUGCCGCCCUGCUCUUGCUUGGGCAUGCCCGCGGGUAGCGGCUUAGGGUCCGAAGCGAGAAACACAGUGGGCCGAGGGUUUUAUCUCGCGCGCGCCCGCCUUCGAAGGGUGUGGGUGGCGUGCGCCUGUGCAGACACAAGCCCGCCGCUCGCCAUGGGUUCCCCUGCGUUCUUUUUGUAAUGGGCCCACGCACCGAAACAGGCCGCAACCGCGCCCAUUGCUGCUGACCCAGGCCCCGCGUCUUAUAAAUGUGGGGCGCCAUCGGUGGUAAAAUUACCCCCGGCGGUGUGCUCGACUUAUAUUCCCUCGCGACAGGUCCGAGGUUGGGCAGCCAUUUCCUGGGCUUCGGGCCGGGCCGUGCUGGUGACGCACAGACAUGCUUGCCGCAGCGCGAAUAGCUUCGGCUUCCGCCGCGGCAGUAUUAAUUUAAGCAGCUGCGCUGCGACGUGGGCGACAGCAUCGCAGGCUCUACUUUUGUUCCCCGGCUUUUUUUUCGUGCCGCCCGCCGCCGGCCAAUGCGCUCACUCUGGAUUUCCGGCGCGGCACAAAUUCCCGCCCGGGCGACCGAAGUGAUGCGAGACAGGCCCCGGGGCCCAAUGAGAUUGUCUCGGUUCCCAUUACAGGUUUUCCCGUUCCCGUCUCGGGCCCCAGUGAGGUCUCCCCACCGCACAGGCUCCGGGGCCCUGCGCGACGGGUUGACUGUGGCUCUAGGCAGGUCGCGGCCUGCUACCAGCUACCGCCCCCGCGCUGGCUCACUCUCGACACCCCGGCCGCCACGCCACGCGGCUGCGGGCUUGGUACUGAUUUCACGCGAGACGUGUUUUAGGUGCGCAUUGGUAGCUGUCGGGGCUUGUGGGUACGUAGCUCCCAAAACCAGCAAGGCGCUUACACCUGCAACCAACCCCAGCCUGUACGCGUGAGGCUUGGCGCCCUGCCUUGUUUGCAUGGCACGCUGUCGGACUCGGUCUGUGUGUAUGUAUCUAUUGUCUGCAACGUGAUGAAGCCCGGGCUUCUAUUGACAAACCCCCCCCAGAGAGGCCCCGACAUGCAAAGCCCGGGCCUCUGUUGACCAACCUCGUUCCCGAGGAUUCGAAUCCAGCGGGCGCAUGCUAAACGAAAACAAGAGGAAGGGCAACAACAUCCAGAGCCAGUCUUUUAUCGUUUUCAGGGCUUUUAUACGCCUUCUGCUUCUGCAAGUGCUGACCUGGCUCUUUAUUUUCUUUGUGUGAAUUCCCAAAGCCACGCCUUUCCGCCUUGUUUUGCUUGCGUGAUAACAAUUGGCCUGCCGUGUCUCUUUGUUUUGUUGCUCUACCAAUCCCGGUGGUGCGACCGUCGCACCACCGGGAUUGGUAGAGCAACAAAAAAAACGUCGCCGACGUUUGGCAGCCCCCUGCGUAUUACUUAAACCGUAAGCACCAACGGCGUGCUGUGUCUGUGCCGGCCCGGGGUCCCUCGGGCUCACCCCAGCGGCGCCGGGGCCGGGCCAAUUCAUAGGGCCUAUUCCCGGACAGCCCGCCGGCGGAUAAGCCGGGGGGGGGGGCCCCCCCCCGGCUUAUCCGCCGCGGGGGCGGAUAAGGAUUUCAUUGUUACCCCACUCUUAUGAACACUAAAGUUUCAAGGACAUAAACUAUUUUUACAGGUUUCAGACAAGAUUCUAAGCAAUUUGGAACGCACGAGAACCAAAGUAACUCCAAGCUACUACAUCUAUUGCACAGCACCAACUAAGAAUUUGAACACGCGAUGUUGUAGAAGUCGGCACCACAACAAAAGGCUCCAGCAUACUAGAAAACAACGCAGCUGCAGUAAUUUUCUGUUGUGGUCAAGUCCAUCACAGAUUCGUAGUCGGCUCGAGACGUCGUCGUGGUCGUCGCUGCUACGCUACAAAACUAUGCCGCGUAUGACUGGUAGAAGAGCAAAUACGAAAGCGAAAGCCAGCACUUCAUUAGAAUCUUUUCAGGGACGAGUUACAGUACAGAUCAAAAAUGAUUGCAACUAAAUUUCUUUUAUUUGCAAGUUGAGAACUG